AUGCAACCACAUCAGAGUGCGCUAGCAUCCGUGGAUGAGCCGGCUCCGAAGCGAGUCAAACGGCCACGCGCCGCCCAGGCUUGCGACCGGUGCAGGACGAAGAAGUAUAAGUGCGAUGAACAGUAUCCGUGCUCACACUGUAAAAAGAGCCAUUUGGACUGUGUGUACCAGGGGAAUUACCGAGAGCGUGAAAGCAACCGAUCUGCAAGGUAG
This is a messenger RNA of Penicillium argentinense, 213 nucleotides long. RefSeq names its product Zn(II)2Cys6 transcription factor domain-containing protein. NCBI's taxonomy places the organism in Eukaryota, Fungi, Ascomycota, Eurotiomycetes, Eurotiales, Aspergillaceae. The coding region runs from base 1 to 213 and encodes 70 amino acids. The record is from RefSeq and is a predicted model, not a curated record. Gene Ontology annotation, molecular function: DNA-binding transcription factor activity, RNA polymerase II-specific; zinc ion binding; RNA polymerase II cis-regulatory region sequence-specific DNA binding. Gene Ontology annotation, cellular component: nucleus. Gene Ontology annotation, biological process: positive regulation of transcription from RNA polymerase II promoter by galactose. The transcript is spliced from 2 exons.